AAGCGGAUUUUCCUCUCCGAAAGUCAGUGUUCCGGUGUAAACGUAGAGGGUAUCCCGCAGUAGAGUUUGACUGUAGGGGGUUCGUAAGUUGUCACGGAGUGCUUACUUUUGCUUCUGCUCCACCUUUUUCUUACAGUCUAAGCAAUUUGUCCUGAGCCAGGUCUCACUAAUUGGUACAGAAGCCUUGUCAGAACCAUGGCCGAAUACUCCUAUGUGAAGUCCACCAAACUUGUGCUAAAGGGAACGAAGGCUAAGAGUAAGAAGAAAAAAAGCAAAGAUAAGAAGAGAAAGAGAGAAGAUGAUGAAAAAACCCAACUUGAUAUUGUUGGAAUCUGGUGGACAGUAUCCAACUUUGGUGAAAUUUCAGGAACCAUUGCCAUCGAAAUGGAUAAAGGAACCUAUAUUCAUGCUCUUGACAAUGGUCUUUUUACACUGGGAGCACCACAUAAAGAAGUUGAUGAGGGUCCUAGUCCUCCAGAGCAGUUUACUGCUGUCAAAUUGUCUGAUUCCAGAAUUGCACUGAAGUCUGGAUAUGGAAAAUACCUUGGUAUAAAUUCAGAUGGGCUUGUUGUUGGUCGUUCAGAUGCAAUUGGACCAAGAGAACAAUGGGAACCAGUCUUUCAAGAUGGGAAGAUGGCUUUAUUGGCCUCAAAUAGUUGCUUUAUUAGAUGUAAUGAAGCAGGAGAUAUAGAAGCAAAAAGUAAAACAGCAGGAGAAGAAGAAAUGAUAAAGAUUAGGUCCUGUGCUGAAAGGGAAACCAAGAAAAAAGAUGACAUCCCAGAAGAAGACAAAGGAAAUGUAAAACAAUGUGAAAUCAAUUAUGUAAAAAAAUUUCAGAGCUUCCAAGACCACAAGCUUAAAAUAAGUAAAGAAGACAGCAAAAUACUUAAACGGGCUCGAAAAGAUGGAUUUUUGCAUGAAACACUUCUGGACAGGAGAGCCAAAUUGAAAGCUGAUAGAUACUGCAAAUGACCAGGAUUUUUAUUUCUUUCUCCUUUUGUUUUUUCUGAAUAAAAUAUUCAGUGGCAGUGCUUUUACAGA
Ictidomys tridecemlineatus (thirteen-lined ground squirrel) is the source of this 1041-nucleotide messenger RNA. RefSeq names its product FSHD region gene 1 (gene Frg1). Gene Ontology annotation, cellular component: catalytic step 2 spliceosome; nucleolus; striated muscle dense body. Gene Ontology annotation, molecular function: actin filament binding. The record is from RefSeq and is a predicted model, not a curated record. Lineage: Eukaryota; Metazoa; Chordata; Mammalia; Rodentia; Sciuridae.